CGCAAUGAUUCCGCGCAUGCGAGACGUAUUGAUCUUUUGAAAAGAAAAAAUAAUUAUUAAUUUUAGUGAUUGGAAUGUACAUUUUUAUUUCAAAUUUAAUUUUUUUGCAAUAAUCCUGUUUUCAAACCUGAUUUAGAUGUCUUAUUUAUAAUUUAUAGAACAUUCCCGAUCGUGCAAAUGAAAAUACUUCCGCUGCAAAAAGUAGUGCCUUAAGUUGUGUCGUGAGUUUUGCCUCUAUAUUUUUAAAUUCUUACUUGUAUUUGAAAUUAAAAUAGUAAAAAUUUUAUUAUUUUUGAAAAUUUGUGUAAUUAUUUUGUAACUGAGUACUUUUCACGUGUAUUUAUAAUAAUUAUUUUCCUACGGAAUGGCGUUGGCGGUAGCAGGAAUUUGCCGCCAGGCUGGUUCUCUACAGAUCAAGAACCCGAGGAGUCCUCUGUCUUCUUUUGGCCUGACGGUGAUAAGACAUUUUGCGGCUAAAAUGGGUCUCCCACGUGUGUAUUUCGAUAUGACUGCUGACAAUCAACCCGUUGGAAGAAUUAUAAUGGAACUGCGGAGCGACGUUGUUCCCAAGACUGCGGAAAAUUUUCGAGCCCUCUGCACGGGGGAGAAGGGCUUCGGGUACAAGGGCAGCACCUUCCACCGCGUCAUCCCCAACUUCAUGUGCCAGGGGGGAGACUUCACCAACCACAAUGGCACUGGCGGCAAGUCCAUCUACGGGACCAAGUUCGAGGAUGAGAACUUCCAGCUGAAACACACCGGCCCGGGUACUCUGUCGAUGGCUAAUGCUGGGCCCAACACCAACGGGAGCCAGUUCUUUGUCACUACCGCCAAGACCAGCUGGCUGGACAACAGGCAUGUGGUGUUUGGGCAGGUUGUUGAAGGCAUGGAUGUGGUCAAGAAGAUUGAGUCAUUUGGAUCCCAGAGUGGGAAGACCUCCAAGAGGAUCGUGGUUGCUGACAGCGGACAACUCUAGAUCAGUAUUGCUUCCCUCGACCUGCUCCCAAGUUAUCUCACUUCAACAGGGAAUAACACUGCAUUUUCACAUUAUCUCCAGAUUAUGCUGUUUAGGCUGUUACGAGCGUGUAAUGGCUGUGACUAUGGUUUAACAAGUAAAUGGGACAGUUGCAUUUGAGUGCUGUAUUAAUUUCUAUUUUAUUUUAUUUUUUUGGCAUUUGUGUGCUGUAGGCACAAAUUCUUGGCUAGUGUAAAAACGAGUCCAGCAUUCCUUCCCCACAAAGACAUUAACGGCCGAGGUGGUGACUGUUUCGAACUGAGCAGUUGUAACUUUGAUGUGGAGCGUUGUCUCAUCCAUAUUGUACUAGCUGUAGCUCGUAGUUUAGCAGGCAUUCGCCACUGCUGCAUUGUGGCAGUUGUGAACAUGUGUUUUGAUGAGCACUUGAUGCUACGUGGCAUUGUUCUGUGAAACUUGCUAAAUUUUAUCAGUUGUGUGGGUUUCAUAAUUUAACUGGGAUUUUUUUUUUUUGUAUUUUCAAUACUUACAACCAACAUAUAUGUUAAUUUUGAGCAUGGUUUGCUAAUAUCUAAUAAUCAAAUAUUGUGCUGCUUUUAAUUCUUUGUACUGUUUAUCGUGAGAUUAGAUUUGAAAAAUAAAGGAAUAUGUUAAUGA
This is a messenger RNA of Bacillus rossius redtenbacheri, 1627 nucleotides long. RefSeq names its product peptidyl-prolyl cis-trans isomerase. Gene Ontology annotation, biological process: protein folding; protein peptidyl-prolyl isomerization. Gene Ontology annotation, molecular function: peptidyl-prolyl cis-trans isomerase activity. NCBI's taxonomy places the organism in Eukaryota, Metazoa, Arthropoda, Insecta, Phasmatodea, Bacillidae. The coding region runs from base 365 to 973 and encodes 202 amino acids. Gene Ontology annotation, cellular component: intracellular membrane-bounded organelle. The transcript has 4 exons. The record is from RefSeq and is a predicted model, not a curated record.